CUCCUUGCUGUUCCUCAAUUCUCUCGAUUUCAGUACAUGGGUUGUCCUCCGCUGAUGCUCUAGUCGUAUCUUUGCCUCCUCCUUGGUUUCUGUCUUGUUCUGUUCGAUUGAUUGAUUUUCUCAUCUGGGUCUCUUUCGAAAUGGGCAAAAAUCAAGCUUACAAGGCUAUGCAGAGAUCCAGGCUCGGCUCCAGCUCUGCCGGCCCCGAUGAGGUCGAAGACGGCAUGGUGGAUGGUUCAUUUCAUUCACCAGAGUGGCAUGCUGCUCGUUUGGCUAGCCUCAAAACUUCUCAUACAAUUACCUGGGAGGAGUAUAAACAGAAGCAAAAGGAAGAUGAAAUUAGAAAGGGAGAACUGGAGAAGGAUACUGAUAGAAUGAUGAGAGAAUACAGAGCUCAACUGGAUGCCGAAAGGGCUCGCAAGCUUGCCAAUGGAAGAAACCACUCUAGUAGUAAGUCCGAUCGCAAAAAAGAUAAGAAGGACAAAGAUUUAAAGAAACGCAGCAGCAGCAGCAGGAAGAGAAAGCAUUCAAGAAGGAGAUCUUCAGAGUCUAGCUCCUCGAGCUCAUCUUCAGAUUCUUCCGGUAGUGAAGACGAAGACCGAGAAUCGAGACGAUCCAAGUCCAGGUCCAAGAGAACAAAGAAGGAAAAGAAGCACAGGUCAAAGACCAAACACUCGGGCAGUGACGAUGACGAGGCUGAUGGUCCCGUGCCACUUUCAAGAUUCUUCGGGAAUGUGAAGACCUAACGGGAUUAUAUGAUGAGCUAUUGUCGUGUAUCUUCCUACAAUGGGAGAUUAGUUUGAGAUGAGUUUGUUCUUUAUUGUUUUGUCAACAUGAUAUAUUUAGUUGCCUUAGCAGUUAGCUCUGAUGAGGUUACUUUCUUUGGUAAAGUUUCGUUUUAUUCAUCUCAUUCGGUACCAAUCAAUUGUACGAAAAGAAUUCAUGUAACUCUUUCUAUUAGUAGAAUUGAUGUGAGCAAAAAUGGAGGCAUUUUGAACUCU
Messenger RNA from Malus domestica (apple), 1001 nucleotides. RefSeq lists its product as uncharacterized. Lineage: Eukaryota; Viridiplantae; Streptophyta; Magnoliopsida; Rosales; Rosaceae. The record is from RefSeq and is a predicted model, not a curated record.